This is a messenger RNA of Molossus molossus (Pallas's mastiff bat), 1612 nucleotides long. Its product is annotated as 25-hydroxyvitamin D-1 alpha hydroxylase, mitochondrial. The record is from RefSeq and is a predicted model, not a curated record. Gene Ontology annotation, biological process: cortisol metabolic process; glucocorticoid biosynthetic process; C21-steroid hormone biosynthetic process. Bases 74 to 1588 code for a protein of 504 amino acids. NCBI's taxonomy places the organism in Eukaryota, Metazoa, Chordata, Mammalia, Chiroptera, Molossidae. The transcript has 9 exons. Gene Ontology annotation, cellular component: mitochondrial inner membrane. Gene Ontology annotation, molecular function: heme binding; monooxygenase activity; iron ion binding.
ACUACCUUGCCCAAGAGUUAAAUAGGGAUGCGGGCAAGAUGCUCAGAAGUGCUGUAUUUCUUGGAACCAGACCAUGACCCAGACCCUCAAGCUCGCCUCCCGAAUGUUGCAUCGCGUCCGCUGUGCUGAGCUGGGUUCCAGAGGCGCCGGCUCAGCACCCCGGAGCUUGGCGGACAUCCCAGGCCCCUCCACGCCGAGUUUCCUUGCCGAACUUUUCUGCAAGGGGGGGCUGUCACGGCUACAUGAGCUGCAGGUGCAGGGCGCUGCACGCUUUGGUCCUGUGUGGUUGGCCAGCUUCGGGAAGGUUCGCACGGUGUACCUGGCAGCCCCUACACUCGUGGAGCAGCUGCUGCGACAGGAGGGACCCAGGCCCGAGCGCUGCAGCUUCUCACCAUGGGUUGAACAUCGUCACCAGCGCCAGCGGGCUUGUGGAUUGCUCACCGCGGAAGGCGAAGAAUGGCAGAAGCUCCGCAGCCUCCUUGCCCCGCUCCUCCUCCGGCCUCAAGCGGCUGCCCGCUACGCCAGGACCCUGGACAACGUGGUCCUUGACCUUGUGCAGCGACUGCGGCGCCAACGGGGACGCUGUGGGGGGCCGCCCGCCCUGGUUUGUGAUGUAGCUGGAGAGUUUUACAAGUUUGGACUAGAAGGCAUAGCCGCGGUGCUGCUGGGUUCACGCCUGGGCUGCCUGGAUGCCGAAGUGCCUCCAGACACAGAGACCUUCAUCCGAGCUGUGGGAUCUGUGUUUGUGUCCACACUGUUGACCAUGGCGAUGCCCAGCUGGCUGCACCGCCUCGUGCCGGGACCCUGGAGCCGCCUCUGCCAAGACUGGGACCAGAUGUUUGCAUUUGCCCAGAAACACGUGGAGCAGCGAGAGUCCGAGGUAGCCAUGAGAAGCCAGGGAAGGCCUGAGGAGGACAUGGGAUCUGUGGCGCAUCUGACCUACUUCCUGUUCCAGCAGGGGUUCCCUGCCCCAUCCAUCCUGGGGAAUGUGACAGAGCUGCUACUGGCCGGAGUAGACACGGUGUCCAACACGCUCUCCUGGGCUUUAUAUGAACUCUCUCGGAACCCAGAAGUCCAGACAGCUCUCCACUCCGAGAUCACAGCUGCCACCAUGGGCUGGGAGUCCAAUAUCCAUUCCUCAGCCACUGCUCUGUCCCAGCUGCCCCUGCUGAAGGCUGUCCUCAAGGAAGUGCUAAGACUGUACCCUGUAGUACCUGGAAAUUCCCGUGUUCCAGACAAAGACAUUCGUGUAGGCGAUUAUAUCAUCCCCAAAAAUACACUGGUCACUCUGUGUCACUAUGCCACUUCAAGGGACCCUGACCAGUUCCCAGAGCCAAAUACUUUUCGUCCAGCUCGGUGGCUAGGGGAAAGUCCAGCCCCCCACCCGUUUGCAUCUCUUCCCUUUGGCUUUGGCAAGCGCAGCUGCAUGGGGAGACGCCUGGCAGAGCUUGAGCUGCAAAUGGCUUUGGCCCAGAUCUUGACCCACUUUGAGGUACAGCCUGAGCCAGGCGCUGCCCCAAUCAGACCCAUGACCCGGACUGUCCUGGUACCUGAGAGGAGCAUCAACCUACAGUUUGUGGACAGAUAGUCCCAUGGAAGGAGGCUGUUAUCA